This is a messenger RNA of Phytophthora nicotianae INRA-310, 240 nucleotides long. RefSeq lists its product as hypothetical. The record is from RefSeq and is a predicted model, not a curated record. The transcript has a single exon. The coding region runs from base 1 to 240 and encodes 79 amino acids. Lineage: Eukaryota; Oomycota; Peronosporomycetes; Peronosporales; Peronosporaceae.
AUGGAGGGAAUUCGCUAUGUGCGGAGUUUGAUCGACGAGUCUCGCGCCAAAGGCAAGUGGAACGACUUCUGGAGGUACUUUGUGAAGACUUGGAUGGAGCGGUACGACGCAACGACGUGGAACGUCCAGGAAAUGGUGCGGUACGAAGUUGAUAUCAUCAACCGAACCAAUAAUCCAUUGGAAAAGCCCCCGAUUGGUGUAGAGAUCGCCCCGCACGCAAGACACUACCGGCUCCCUUGA